Anisakis simplex (herring worm) is the source of this 207-nucleotide messenger RNA. Lineage: Eukaryota; Metazoa; Nematoda; Chromadorea; Rhabditida; Anisakidae. The record is from the annotation of a GenBank genome assembly.
AUCCAAGAAGAAGGUGGCGGUAUUUUGUAUACAAUGAACAAAACUCGUGAGGCAUCCGAGGAGGAGUUGUUGUAUGGUCUUGAAUUGAUUUCAAUGGAAAUUUUGAAAAGCGGCACGACCACAUUGGAAGCGAAAAGUGGCUACGGUACAUUCCGCUUUAUAAUCUCUUUCAAAAUUUGUUCGGAAUUCAAAAUUUGUGGAAAUUAA